AUGGAAAACCCAUCGGAACUUUCCAAUGAGAUUGCUAAAAUGGAGGAGGCGGCCAGAAUAUUGAUGGGAGAAAACUCGCCGCUGCAUCAGAGACGAGAAGCCGAGAGUUAUUUUGUCCAAAUGAAGGAAGCCGGCUUAGAUCCUAAUAUAUGCAGAGUUAUCUUAGGUAAGUGUCGCAGAUUGUUUGACCUAUGCUUGGUAGAAACGACAAGAGAACCGGUUGUCAUGUUUCAAAUUGCCCAAUGUUUAUGCUCUUCAUUGGUCAAGAAUUUUGUUACCUCGAAUAAACAGGAUUUGAUAAACAUAUGCACUUAUAUGCUCGAAAUGCCUUUAAAAUCAAAUCAGUAAGUCGCUCUGUUAAUGAAUGCCAAGAUUAAGGCUGCCUGGAUAUGUCGUAGCAGAGGUGUUGAAGGUGGCGGCCACGUUAGUCAAAAGGGGAAUCAUCGCAAGUGAUCCGUGGGAUGUCGAGUUUGUUUUAGAAUUUAUCAGCAAACUUCUGGACAGCGAGGAAGAAAAUAUGGUUAGUACGAAUUCUCAAUCGUUAUGAAGUGUUUGAUUUAGCAAGCACUUGGGCUCCGCGUUGUUGAAGCCAUAUCCAUCGAAUUCUCAACCAUGUGGAGAGCUUCUUCGAAUAUGGGAUUUGAUUUCCAUCACAAGGCAAAGAGAAAGUUUGAGGUAUGUUAAUUCAUUUGCCUAUUUAGUUUUUUCUUUAGGAGAUCAUGCUUAAGAGGUUUAUGCAAAUGUCCCUAUCUGCCUUGUCGAGGAUUAUUUCCAGUUCGUCAUCAGUAAACGAACGGGUUUGCGAUCGGUUUCUGAAAGUUGCCGUGAUUGUACUACAAUGGAAUUUUACAACGAGUAUUAAAACAGCGUUUCUCAAAGUUAACCUGUACUCCAUGAACUCUGCUGUGGCUCUCCGACCACCUCCUUCUUGGGCCGAUCUAUUCACAAAUGAUGACCUUUUGCCAUUCUUCUUUGGACUUCAUAAGAAAGUACGGCAUAAUUCCCAGCUAGCCGAGAAUUCCUUGUCCUGCAUUACUCAACUAGCUGCCGUCAUGGGAAGUUGUUUAGACAACAGAUCCAAGGAGAAAGUGGCCGGAGUUCCUCAACCCCAUGACUUAUAUGUUCAAAGGUUUUGCAGCAAUCUUAUAGAAACAUUCCAGGAGUAAGUUAUUUACUUAUGAUUGUACACCGCUGGUUUAAUUUGGACUGGUCUGAAACUCAAAAACGGGUCUUCAACAAGUUUUUUGUACUGUCGCAAAAUACUGAUUUGUGGCACAAAAAUUUGCAUUGCUUUAUCACUUUGCAUUUUCACAACUAUGCUUGAGGGAGAAGCUUCAUUCGGUUUAAAUUAGCUUUAGCGUCAGCACUGUUCAUUAUAUGUUUUAUCGGGGAAUGUAAUGAAGUAUGUAUUUUUUCAUGAAAAUAUUUGCAUCGCUGGGGGAUUUACGAUUUUGUUUUUGCAUAAAAUGUAUGCGAUGUAUCCGGGUAUGCCAGACCGAAUGAAGGCUGAAUAUGAAAAGAAAAAUAUGAACAAUAUGAAAACUGGGUUUCCGUUUUUUUACUGCCCGGGGUCAUUUGGCAACUUUUUGAACUUUUUUCGACUUUAUGUUACGUAAUCUUAUACACCUCUAUAUUUUUCGAAAUUUCGUCUAGACAGACCAAAAUUUGCUAAAUUAUAUAUUCAUUCAGCAUCUCGGUUCAUAUUCAGUCAGGCAACCUAUAAUUGUCUUCUCUUAGUUGUUUCCCAUAUGAGGUGCUUCCGUUUACAACGUCGCUUCAUCGGAUCUUUAGUCAUCACCCAAUGCCAAUCUUUAAGAGAUUUCCCGAUGACCUGAUGGGAAGCUUUGUUAAUUUCAUUGUGUAUUGGUGUGGACAACUGGCUCAACCAUCUAUGAUGGAGGUAACUGCUUUUAAAAGAUACGCUUUGGUUUUUUAUCGCAUAUCUUUUUGUUUUUUGCAGCAGAAAGAUGACGAAAGUGUCUUGGUUGAGGCGUAUACUCAUUGUUUGACAUGCUGGGGCAUUCUUCUUCGAUCUUGUCCAACAUUUCCUAAGGCAUCGCAUGAUUUGAUUGAAGCUGAAAAUUCCAAAGUGAUUGAGUCGUUCCUCAAAGCAAUCCUGGCUCCGCCUUUUGGAUCUAGAAGUAUUUCGGACGACGACGCUGCUGAUAUGGAGGAUGAGGAGUUGGACGACACACAGUAUUACAGUAUUAUUCUCAACAAUGUCGGCGUCUUCUGUCGUCUUUCUAUUGAUAGUUUCUCUGAGUUUGUGAUUAGGUAUGUCUGCAUUUCUGCAAUGAUGUCGUUUUAAGGGUGUUUCAUGAGCGUAUCCAACAACGAACUUUAAUCAUGUCUGGCCAGAUAUCAGAGCAGGAGAGAAUUUUAUGGCUGGAGGAUAUUCAUUGGAUUUUGUUAAUGGUCGGUAUGUUAAACUCGUUAAAAUUGUAUGGUCGAUUUAGGCUCUUUCUUCCAUGACUCUGACCGUGAGAUCUAUAUGUACCUCGAACGUGGAUACUCCUCCAAGAAGUUUCAGCUACUGGAUAUGGCUACGUUUAUUCUACAAUGCGCUUCCAGUGAUGAGUUCCAACCACCCGAAUCUACAGAUAAUAUCUCUAUGUAAGGCAUACACACCAUUUUUAUAAAUUUUUAGAAUCAUCGGUCUGGUAUGUCACUGGUUUGGCAUCGCUUAUAGAUCUCUGGACACCGAAGGAGACAAGAGUAGAAUUGUUAGUGCUGAACUGUAUCGCACCAGUUUCCUAACCUUCUCCGUCCUAAUUAAUUUUCUGACUAACCUUAACGAUGAAACUCCAUCUCAAUUCUUCGAGGACGCUGAUCCGAAUUCGUCUGCUCCGAUGCCUGUUCUUCCAUCGAAUGGAGAGUUUUCAGUUCAACUUAUCGACUUUAUCAUAAAGCAAAUUUUUACUGCCUUCAAAACCUUCCCAGCCGAGAAAAAGUGAGGAUAAUUAACAGAAGGGAUAACUGCAAAAAUGGGUGAUGCGCGGUUGGGUGGCGAGUUCCGGUGAUCCGGCCUUUGGGUGUUGCGUAUUUGGGUGGCUCGCGUACAGUAGAAUAUGGUUGUGUUUCAAAAUCUAGGGGCAAUUUCCAAAAUAACGUUAAAAAUCGGGGAAGGAGUUAUGAACCCCAUUACCACUUGCCUGGGUCAAAUACGCCACUGAUAACCAACGAAAUUGUUACCUCUGUUUAGACUAUGCAACGCGGCCGUCGGUCUCCUUCUGCAAGAAUCGGAAAAAAGGGCCGAAUUCAUUGCGAAGAGUCCUCUGCUUUAUGAAUUGAUAUCCACCAUCACGUUAGAACGUCUUCCAGCAAGGAGGAAUUUCAUGACCUGUCUGGUUACCAUUGGAUCCAAUGUAAACUCUACUCGAGAACGAGAGCAAAUGCAUGAUAUGGUAACGAGUAUAAAAGAGUUCACUUUAAUCCUGGUCUUUUAAGAUACUUAAACCAAUGGCAGCCCGAUUUAUGGAGGCGUCGCAGCAGUAUUUCGCUGGAAACAUGAACAUCAUACCUCAUCUUGUUGAUCUGCUUGAAUGCUUUAGUGGCAUUGCAAGAGCUGCUCAGAUUGAAAGUGGUUCUAUUCUCUAUGGUAUGCUAUCGUAUGAAUAUAAAGAGUUUUAGAGUUUCUAUUACCAAUAUUAAGAGUGUCUUGCAAUAUGAUAAGGAUUGCCGUUGACUCGCAACUAUUGGUCGAAGCUAUCCUCGAUGUUUUCCACAAGGUUGCCACUACUGUCUUUGUUUUUAUGGAUCUCAAGAAUAACGGAAGUGAAGAAGAAAACAGCUUUAUCAUGUUGUUGAUGGAAUUAUUGGACAACUAUAAGGAAAGCCAGAUGAGAAGAUUCAACAGAGGGCGGGCAUUUGCUGAUCUAGAGCAGGAGGAACAGAUUGCAGACUUAGUAAUGCUUCUGAAGAUUAUUUCAAACACGAUUUCUAAGCCUUACAUUAUGUACGGUUCCCCCAGUGACGUGUCGGACCAUUUAUCAUUGCCUUUAUGUCAGAAAAGUGGGUUUUAGUUAAGGAUCGUAAUGAAAUUUAUUUAGCUCUGAACAUGAUGUUGCCUUUGAUGUGCGAAGACUGUUUGCAAUUACCCUCUUUAAGCGGUGCUUUCUUCCGCCUUCUGCAGCACAUCACGGAAUGUUGCCCAACGGUGUUCUUGUCUCUCGAUGAGCUGAAUGUAAAUCAAUUGUUCGUCUGCUUCUCGUGGGCAUUAAGUGGAGCUGCCUCAACUGAACCUACUAGGUUGACCCUCGACUGUAUUGCAACCAUAACUAAGACGCUGUCCAACAGCACAGAUACAGCAAACGGAGGUUUUACCGUAAGGAUGUUCAAGGAUCUAUGUGGGGUAAAUAUUGCUUUUUCUCAAAGUAAACAAUGGAAAACAUUAUAUAGCAUUUUAAUACUUGCAGAAAAGCUUUGAAAUGGCUGUUCACUCGACAGCCGAAGUGGAACUUCACGGCAGUGCAAUUAAAGCGGUGUUCGGGUUCAUCGCUCUUAAUAAGGUAAGGCUCCGUCUGAUGUAGUAUAAUUUUGUGUUUAGAGCUUCUUCAUGGAAUAUGUAAACUCGGUUAUAUCUCGCCCAGAGAAUGAAGCUAAGCGGGAGUUUGCGGUAAAAGCUUUUAUGGAUCUGAUCCCUCAGAGCGAGAGUCUUAAUACCCGGCAAGAAUAUAAAGCCUUUAGCGACCGAUUCGAAAAGUUCUUGGAGAUAGCCGACACACUCAUCAUCUAG
Molecule: messenger RNA, 4735 nt
Organism: Bursaphelenchus xylophilus (pine wood nematode)
Lineage: Eukaryota; Metazoa; Nematoda; Chromadorea; Rhabditida; Aphelenchoididae
Source: the annotation of a GenBank genome assembly